This is a messenger RNA of Corylus avellana, 1505 nucleotides long. The record is from RefSeq and is a predicted model, not a curated record. NCBI's taxonomy places the organism in Eukaryota, Viridiplantae, Streptophyta, Magnoliopsida, Fagales, Betulaceae.
CUUGUCAGAUGUCUCGGUUCCUCACCAGGCAGCUCUCCACAGUAAUGGAGUCAACAGGCUCCUACUCCAUCCUCCUCCUCUUCCUCUUCUCCUUCUUCCACCCCAUCCCAGCUCUAUCAUCGCCCACUUCGACCACUCCCUAUUCAAAGGAAGCUCUUCCCACCAAAUCAGGCUACCUCCCCGUCAACCCCACCACCGGCUCCGCCAUUUUCUACUCUUUCUACGAAGCCCAGAAACCCAUUUCACCGCUCUCCCAAACCCCUCUUCUUAUUUGGCUCCAGGGCGGCCCAGGCUGCUCCUCCAUGAUCGGUAACUUCCUCGAGCUCGGCCCCUGGCGUGUCAACUUCCACAAGGCCAAAUCCGACCCACUUGCUCUCGAACCCAAUCCAGGCUCUUGGAACCGCAUAUUCGGCCUUCUUUUCCUCGAUAACCCGAUUGGAACCGGAUUCAGCAUUGCCACCACACCCGAAGAAAUCCCAAGAGAUCAACAUUCUGUUGCCAAGCAUCUUUUCUCCGCGAUCACUUCCUUUAUUGAAUCGGACCGAUCGCUUAAGUCCCGGCCGAUAUACAUCACUGGUGAAAGCUACGCAGGCAAGUAUGUUCCGGCAAUUGGGUACUAUAUUAUCAGGAAGAAUGCCGAUUUGCCGGCGUCCGAGCGGGUCAACUUAGCAGGCGUUGCUAUUGGAAACGGGUUGACCGACCCGGUGACCCAAGUGGGUACGCAUGCCGUGAAUGCUCACUUUUCUGGUUUGAUCAAUGAGAGGCAGAAGAGGGAGCUGGAGAAAGCGCAAUGGAAGGCAAUUGAGCUGACAAAAUCAAGGAAUUGGAGCGAGGCAACAAAUGCUAGAACAGGGGUCCUUCGUUUGUUGCAGAACAUGACAGGGUUGGCGACAUUAUACGACUUCACUCGGAAAGCUCCAUACAAGACAGAAAUGGUGACCGAACUUUUACAAAGCGAGGAGGUGAUGAGGGCCUUGGGGGCGAACGAAUCGGUGGCUUUUCAGGAGUGCAGCGACAUCGUUGGGGAUGCGCUGCACGACGAUGUGAUGAAGAGUAUGAAAUAUAUGGUGGAGGCGCUGGUGAAGCAGAGCAGGGUGCUGUUGUAUCAAGGGCAUUUUGAUUUGAGGGAUGGAGUGGUUUCAACGGAGGCUUGGGUGAAGACGAUGAAAUGGGAGGGGAUUGAGGAGUUUGUAAUGGCGGAGAGGAAGGUUUGGAAGGUGAAAGGAGAGCUUGCUGGGUAUGUACAGAAAUGGGGGAGUUUGAGUAAUGUUGUGGUUUUAGGGGCAGGGCAUCUUGUGCCUACUGACCAGGCAUUGCAUUCUCAGGCAAUGAUUGAAGAGUGGGUGUUGGAGAGGGGGUUGUUUGGGCAUCAACAAGGGGAGGAUUUGUACUCAGACUUGAGUCCUCCAAUGUAACUUUUGUUCCUCCUACUCCUACUCUUCGUCUUGUGAUUUGUAAUAUCAUGGAAUAAAUUCUCUACUUUGUAAGAAUUUUUAUUAUCUUUU